UGAGCAUCCAGAUCAAAGGGGAACACCUGUGUGGAGGAGCCAUCCUAGACCGCUGGUGGAUCCUGUCAGCCGCCCAUUGCUUCUCCGAGAGCAAGAAAGUAGGAACCGCAACUGUUCCCCAGGGCAUCGGCAUCAUCAAUGGACACGCUGAGUGUCCGUGCUGGGGGGCUACGUUGGGAUGGAGAGGGGAGAGUCAGAAAUGGUCGAUGAUCUGUGCUGGGACACCAAGGCAGAGUCAGAGAUGGAAAGGGGAGAGUCAGGGGUUGGAUGCCCCAUUCUGGAUCACUGGAGAGCCAGGGAGGGAGAGAGGAGAUUCAGGGGUGUUGGAAAGACCACGCUGGAUCCCUGGGGGAGUUAGGGGUGUUGGAUGGUCCACACUGGGUCACUGGGGGAGAGUGAGAGACAGCGAGGGGAGAGUCAGGAGUGUUAGAUGGUCCACAGUGGGGUCAUCAGAGGUGUUGAAUGGUCCAUCCUGGGUCACAGGGGGAGAAUCAAAGGUGUGGAAUGGCCUGCACCGGGUCCCUGGGUGGGGGAAGUUGGGAGUGUGGGACAGUCCAUGCUGGGUCAAUGGGGGACAGUGGCCCCUGACUCACCUAAGCCCUCUUGCUCCGUGAUGAGGUCAACUGAGCUGGGUGUCAUGCUGGGCUCCCAUGACCUGCAAAGCCCAGAUCGUGAGCACAAGGCAGUCAACGGGACCAUCGUACACCGGCACUUCAACCGCGUGUUUAACGACAACGACGUGGCCCUUCUCCUACUCUGCUCCCCCACUGACUUCGGCAAGCGCAAGUUGCCCAUCUGCCCGCCGACGCCUGGGGGUCCUAGGGCAUGGAAGGACUGCUGGGCGUCCGGCUGGGGCGUCACCGAAGAAGAAAGUCCACUUGCAGCUGGUCAGCUGGGAGCAGUGCACCAAGAAAACACACUUCCUCACCCAGAACAUGCUCUGUGCUGGACACAAGAAAGGGGGAAAGGACACCUGCAAGUCUGCGGCGUGAGGCCUGGGUUCGGAUCCUCCGGCAGACUGCAGUCCCGGAUCGUCGGGGGGACGGACGCCGCAGUAGGCGAGUUCCCGUGGCAGGUGAGCAUCCAGUUUCACAGGGCCCACUUCUGCGGCGGCUCCAUCCUCAGCAACUGGUGGGUCCUCACGGCUGCCCACUGCUUCACUAGAAUCAAAUCCAACCUGAACAUCGCAGUCGGCACCACACACCUGGACAGCCCCAAGAUGGAGAGAAGGAGGCUGGAUCGGCUGGUGAUGCACCCCCAAUUCAGCCAGGAGACGAUGGAUCACGACAUCGCCCUGGUCUUGCUCGAUACCCCCUUCCAUUUUGGCAAGGACACGGGACCCAUCUGCAUGCCGCUACUGCGCGAUCCGCUGACCUGGCCAGACUGCUGGGUGGCCGGCUGGGGCCAGACCGCAGAAGGAGAAGAGCAUCCAGUGUCCCGCACGCUGCAGAAAGUAGAAAUGAAGGUGAUUCCAUGGGACAGGUGUGCAGCCCGGUUCCCCCAGGUCACCCACAAUAUGCUGUGCGCCGGCUUCGAGGAAGGAGGUCGAGAUUCCUGCCAGGGAGACAGCGGGGGGCCCCUGGUCUGCAGCUCAAAAGCCGGAGAGAAGUGGUCCCAGCUGGGAAUCGUGAGCUGGGGAGAGGGUUGUGCCCGCCCCGGGAAACCUGGGAUUUACACCUUCGUGUUCAACUACCUCAACUGGAUCAAGACGGUGACUGCUCAGGAGGGGAAGCCCUUCAUCCCCGAGGGCCAGGCCUACACCCCCAAACCCUCCCCCAGACCCAUCCCCCCACCCGUCCCCGCGCCCGUCCCCGCCCCCACCCCCGCACCAGCCCCCAAACCCAUCCCCAAACCCAUCCCCAAACCGCCCCCCAAACCGCCCGUCCCCAGCUCUCCCGAACUCGAGAGCGCCGCUCCUCCCCUCCAACCCCUUUCCACCUGCUGUCUCCUGCCCUGCCUCCUCCUCCUGCUGGAGUUGCAAGAUACUAACGAGUACGACCUCGAGAGCAGAAGGGGCGAGACGAAGAAGCGGAGCCGAGAGGCGGCCAGCACGAAGGCGCCGGGGCCAGUGACGACCGGUCCAUCCUUCUAG
Molecule: messenger RNA, 2092 nt
Organism: Ornithorhynchus anatinus (platypus)
Lineage: Eukaryota; Metazoa; Chordata; Mammalia; Monotremata; Ornithorhynchidae
Gene: PRSS55
Product: serine protease 55
Exons: 7
Coding region: 431-2092 (553 amino acids)
Biological process (GO): proteolysis
Molecular function (GO): serine-type endopeptidase activity
Source: RefSeq, a predicted model, not a curated record